Molecule: messenger RNA, 1347 nt
Organism: Lottia gigantea (owl limpet)
Lineage: Eukaryota; Metazoa; Mollusca; Gastropoda; Lottiidae
Exons: 6
Biological process (GO): regulation of transcription by RNA polymerase II
Molecular function (GO): DNA-binding transcription factor activity; RNA polymerase II cis-regulatory region sequence-specific DNA binding
Source: RefSeq, a predicted model, not a curated record
UGUGGUAUCUGUUUACAAGAAUUUUCAGCUAUUGAAGAACUAGCCAAACAUAUUUCAACUCACGAUUUACAUCAUGCAUUUCGGUGCAACUUUUGUGAAAAUGUGUACUCUGAUAUUAUAGAACUACAAGAACAUGUUGUUUCACAUAGUAUUGAUACCCCAUACUUAUGUGGUAGAUGUGACAGAAGGUACAACUCCAGCACUUAUUUGAUGCUUCACCAAUCUUAUAACAUUAAUAUCAAAAAUUUUAAACAGUGUGGAUUUUGUCAUAAGAAAUUUUCACAUCGUGAUAAAGUAUCUUGGCAUUUCCGUAAAAUCCACAAGGAAGGCCAAAACCUGUUUUUCUGUAAACAUUGUUGUAAACUUUAUCCAAUCAGUGAACUGAAAGACCACGUGAAGGGACAUUCUAUAGAGGAAAGAAUGCACUGUGGAUUCUGUGAAAAGGAAUUUACACAUGAUGUUGAAGUAUCACGCCAUCAAAAAGUUCAUCACAGGAAAAAUAUUCAGUGUCCAUUUUGCGCCAAAGAAUUCAUGAAUCAAGAAAGAUUACAGAGGCAUUAUCAGUCUCACACCGAUGAAGAGAUGUGUAAAUGUGGUAUAUGUGGUGUGACCCUGGCAGCUAAAAGUAGCGUGAUGAGACAUUAUGAAGCUAUUAAUACACAAACAUUUGAAUGUGAAACAUGUAAUGAGUCUUUCGGUCAUCAAUACUUGUUGAAAUUGCAUCGCAAGUGUCACACUGGGGACAAACUUAAAUGUGAUCUUUGUGAUUUCAUUUGCUAUGGAGAGGGAGCGCUUCGUCUUCAUAAAAGAAGAGCUCAUGAUAUUAAAAUAGAUAUGAAAUGUGAAGUUUGUGAUGAAGUUUUCUCUACCCACAAGGCUUAUAUGUCCCAUCUCAAGUCAUCACAUGAUGGUUAUUUCCCGCAUCCCUGUCCAGACUGUCCGAAGAAAUUCUUUGAAAAAAAAUCUCUUUCUAAUCACGUUAAAAAGUUUCACACACCUGAUGCCAAGUUCAGAUAUACUUGUAAAACAUGUAGUAAGGGGUUUGAUUAUAAAGGUUCAUUCACUACUCAUCUUCGUUUACAUUCUAAUGAUCGUCCAUUUGUAUGUGAAGUGUGUGGGAAAGGUUUCAGGAAUAAGAUAACCUUAAAAGUUCACCAAAACAUUCAUACGGAUAACAGACCAUAUAAAUGUAAAUAUUGUGGUAAAGGUUUCCGCCAAGUGUCAACUGAACAGAAUCACCGUAGAAUACAUACUGGGGAGAAACCAUACAUGUGUCACAUCUGUGGCAAGUCGUUCCAUGAUCGUGGACAUUUCCAUUCUCACAAGAAAUCCAGUCACAAGAAUGAA